This is a messenger RNA of Pararge aegeria (speckled wood butterfly), 831 nucleotides long. RefSeq names its product chymotrypsin A-like. The transcript has a single exon. NCBI's taxonomy places the organism in Eukaryota, Metazoa, Arthropoda, Insecta, Lepidoptera, Nymphalidae. Bases 1 to 831 code for a protein of 276 amino acids. The record is from RefSeq and is a predicted model, not a curated record. Gene Ontology annotation, biological process: proteolysis. Gene Ontology annotation, molecular function: serine-type endopeptidase activity.
AUGUUACUUUUUCUGCAAAUCAUUAUUUAUAGUAUUUCACAUUGUGAGAGUGAGUUGCGUAUAUACGGAGGCCGAGAUGCUCUGAGAGACGAGUAUCCUUAUGUGGUUCGGUUAGAGGAACAGACAGAUCUGUAUGAAGACGGAAAAAUGGAGACAAGAUUUUGGCCAUGCUGCACAGGUGCCGCACUAACUCCAUCUUGGAUUCUGUCUGCAGCUCACUGCAGUGUAGAAGAAUACUACAAAAAAAAUGCAAAGACAAAACUCAUAGCAAGAUUUAAUAGUUAUUUGCCGAAAUAUGGGGGGAGUAUAAAACCUAUUUUCGAAGUCAAAAUUCAUCCAAUGUAUUAUUACCACGAGCUGGACGCAUUCGAACAAUUAGAUUUCAUAUUAAAGAAUGAUAUUUGUUUAUUUCGGAGCGAAGGUAUCUUGGUAAAUCAUUACGGAAAAUUAAGCCCACUUGACUACACCUCCCUGAUGGGCCAUGAAGCCCAUACUCUUGGAUAUGGCCUAACAAAUGCGACUGCAUCGCAAAAACCAUUGCAAGUUCUUAAAGGAAUGAUACAUAACUGUCUUAAUGAGGAUCAGAAGUUAGCGUACAUGUUGUGUCUGGCCCCAAGGUGCGGAGUGCAAACCACUAUCUGCGGAGGGGACUCGGGUGGCCCAAUUGUGCAUGCCUCUGGAAUAGUAGGUGUUAAUUCCAACUCCAUAGGAGACUGUAAUGAACACUCCACAUCUUUAGACGUUAGUGCGGGAACUGCUGCUAGUGUGUUUGCAACGGUAAGCUCGAAUAUUGACUGGAUAUCAAAUAUUAUUGCAAAUAAAUCUAAUUAA